Triticum turgidum subsp. durum (durum wheat) is the source of this 795-nucleotide messenger RNA. NCBI's taxonomy places the organism in Eukaryota, Viridiplantae, Streptophyta, Magnoliopsida, Poales, Poaceae. The record is from the annotation of a GenBank genome assembly.
AUGCGCAGGGAAGCUAGUGAAGGAGAGCUAGCAGGGAUGGAUCACCACCAUCACCACCACCACCACCAUCAUCACAUGAUCCCUGGACAGGAGCCUUCGGCCGGGGACGGUGCACCCCAGGACAACUUCUUCCUCGGCCCCGCCGGCGUCGGCAUCUUCGGUGGCGUCGGCGGCGCGUCUGGGGCCGGCUCGUCCUCGUCUGGCGCCGCGGGGGGCGCCGGGACCUCGGCGGGUGGCAGUGGCGGAGGAGGCCCGUCGCCGUCAGGGUCGUCGCCGUCGCUGAGCCGGUACGAGUCGCAGAAGCGCCGGGACUGGAACACGUUCGGCCAGUACCUGAGGAACCACCGGCCGCCGCUGUCGCUGUCGCGGUGCAGCGGCGCGCACGUGCUGGAGUUCCUCAAGUACAUGGACCAGUUCGGCAAGACCAAGGUGCACACGGCGGUGUGCCCCUUCUACGGCCACCCGAACCCGCCGGCGCCGUGCCCGUGCCCGCUCCGCCAGGCCUGGGGCUCCCUCGACGCGCUCAUCGGCCGCCUCCGCGCCGCCUACGAGGAGAACGGCGGCACGCCCGAGAUGAACCCCUUCGGCGCGCGCGCCGUCCGCCUCUACCUUCGCGAGGUGCGCGAGACGCAGGCGCGGGCCAGGGGGAUCAGCUACGAGAAGAAGAAGCGCAAGAAGCCGUCGUCGUCUACGUCGGCCGCCGCGGGGCCGUCGUCCGAGGGGAGCCCGCCUCCUGGCCCGUCCGGCAGCGGCGGGGGCGACACGUCGGCGUCGCCACACUUCAUCAUGCCGUGA